Messenger RNA from Brachypodium distachyon (stiff brome), 832 nucleotides. RefSeq lists its product as uncharacterized. The record is from RefSeq and is a predicted model, not a curated record. NCBI's taxonomy places the organism in Eukaryota, Viridiplantae, Streptophyta, Magnoliopsida, Poales, Poaceae. The coding region runs from base 28 to 564 and encodes 178 amino acids. The transcript has 3 exons.
UACCGAAGUCCAUUACACUAUGUUUAGAUGUAUGAAUUGGGCAUAUGGAAUUUGAAGUCCCGAAAUCCAGCGUUUGGAUGUUUUUGGCAUUGGCGCUUGGAAUCCGAAAACAAUUCCGCGCUCGCUCCUGCGCCUCGCCACUUAACUUCCCGCGAUACCGAGGGAUUUCCCUCGGUUUUCAGUGGAAUUGGCCUCCGUGUACCGCUUCGAACAGAACUCAGAGAGAGAGGCCGAGCGAGCUCGGGAGGAGACCGGGCGAUUCACACCGGCAGCGGCGACGCAGAGUUUCCUGGAGCAGUUGUAUCACGUGAGGCUGAUUGGAGCUGCAUGAUGGGAGAUAUGAAGUCCGAAUUUCAAGAGGCUUUGAAGACAACCGAUCCAGUUACUUUGCCAAAAGUUACUCCUUCAGCUGAAAUCCUUGCUGCACUUCAAACUAUACCAAAUUUGGCAGAAGGUGAUAUGCUAAGAGCUUACGGAAGGCUGUCCACUAGUGAGCGCUUGGUUGAAUCACUCAUGGAGCUUCCCAUGACCUUGAGGAAGGCAUGGCUCAUGACGCUGCCUUGAUGGUUGCUUUCAUGAUGGAGCUCUCCAUGAUUUGAACUACUAUAUUUUGUUAUUUAUGUGUCAAGAGAAUCUCCAUGAUCUGAACUAUUUGUGUAUUUUGCUACUUAAGUGCUGUCCUGUGUGCAAGAGAAUACUCAUGAUCUAAACUAUUUAUGUAUCUUGGCACUCAUGUAAUGUCCAGUUCUGCUAUAUAUGUGCAAGAGAAUCUCAAUGACCUGUAAUGUUCAGUUGUGCUAUAUAUGUGCAAGAGAAUCUCGAUGCCCUGAAA